GCAGGAAAAGCAUGUUAGUGUGGUGUUGGCGAGUGUGACUGAUGGACGUGUGUUAAGGAGUGAGAGUGCUCUCAAAGCUUUCAAAAUGUGUGAUCUGAAGGGGCUAAAAGCCACGGGUAUCGUUUUUGCUAUUUUCGCUACACUGGUGUCGCUGGGCACAGAAGGCUUCUACGCCUGGGAAACCUACCAGGUGGACCAUCAGUGUUACAACCAAACUAUGUCAGACGUGUGUGAUUAUGACGAGCUGGAGACCCGCACAUACAUAGGCCUGGCGGAGGGCAUCCUGGGAACCAUAAUCUCCAUCUUCCUCAUCGUUGGCUUCGCCUUGCCAUAUACACCACUCAUCUGGACGUGGGUGGUAUGGGCGCUGGGCAUCUCAGCUUAUAAUGCCUACUGUAUCUACGAUUAUUAUACUGUUAUAGAGGAUAACAACAGCGGAGGCAGCUUCCCGUGGGAUGACCUGGUUACUCAGGACUACAGUUACUUCCUCAUCUGCGUCAUCGCCUCUGUCUGCUGUCAUGUCUUCACACUCAUCUUUAUCAUUCCCCUGGGUGCUGCCAUCACUCAUAUGAUCUCUUCACGAUCUUCUACUUUCGGAGGCUUUGAAUUACGUGAGAGGUAAAGUUGCAAGCUUCAAGCUGGACAACUAUCAAUGGGACAACGACGCGUUUGCAAUGGACUAACUCGGCGCCUCAGUGGUCUUUAGUGGUUAUAAUGUAGCAAUUAUUAUUUUUAUUACAUAUAUGAAGGGAAUGGGAGACAAUCAGGUUCAAUCCAAGGAAGGAGAGGUCAGGCGCAAUUCUCUGGAUCAAGAGCCUCAUCGAGCGUUGAAGAACCUGCCCUAGUGUGGUAUACUCUGAGUCUAAUAUGAUUCCUUAAUGCUCAGAUAUCUCUAACUACCUGUACACUACAAUGAAUCCUUUUUAAUUUUGAAGGAUGCACAAAAAAAUUUGAUCGACAUAUUUAAUUUUUUCGGUUUGUACUAUAAAAAGUUUUUUUUUCACGUGUAGAAAGGUUUCUUCUCGCUAAAUCCCCAUGAUUUUGCAGACCCUAACUUACUUAGUUUCUUUCUGUUCAGAAACUUGAUUAAACUCUCCAUAUACUCGAGAACAUGGAUGAACAUGUUUCAUUGUAAUUAUUUAAGUGAAAUAUAUAAUAUAUACUCUCAUUUAGGGGCUCUCAGUACUCAUUAAAUUUAAAGAAACUCCUUUCCGUGAAUGUGUCUAGGAAAGGUAUGAAUAUCUUAGUUCAUUCUCAGUACGGAGCUUAAAAGAAAUGAGGAUAUGCAAUCUAGAAAGGUAUGUUUUAAGCUUUCAUUAUUAGGCUGCAGUCAAAUCAUAAUCCAUAUGGAAAAGCAGAAACAAAUGCAGUAUAAUGCGAUUCUUUAUUGACUAUGUAUAGACAAUAAAGGCUUGCAUUAUACUGCAUUUGUGUCUAAUGUUCCAUCGUGUCAGUAUUUUAUUCCAUUUUCUUAACACGUCGGCCAUUUCCCACCGAGGCAGGGUGGCCCAAAAAGAAAGAAAAAACUUUCAUCAUCAUUCAACACUUUCACCAUCACUCGUACAUAAUCACUGUCUUUGCAGAGGCACUCAGAUACAACAGUUUAGACAUCUCUCCAAACUGCCAAUAUCCUAAACCGCAUGGAGGGGUUUAGGUUAUUGGCAGUUUGAAGAGAAUAUUACCCUGCUCACACACCAACAGCUUGUCAGGUCCCAAAAACCAGUCGUCUCCAUUCACUUCUAUAUAACAUGCUCAUGCACGCUUGCUGGAAGUCCAAGCCCUUCAUCCACAGAACUUCCUUAACCCCUCUGUCCAACCUUUUCGACGACGACCCCUACCUUGCCUUCCUUCUCCAACAGAUUUAUAUGCUCUCCACGUCAUCCUACUUUGUUCCAUUCUUUCUAAAUUACCAAACCACACCAACAGCCCCUCUUCAGCCGACUUGUUGAAAAAAAAAAAAAACGCCAACCACUCCAACACUAUCUCCCCCCGCUUUUAACAUUUCUGUUGUGAUCCCCUCAGUUCCAGCUGCUUUACUCCCUUUCAUUCUACAUAAUACCUCACAUGUCGGUCAUCUCCCACCGAGGCAGAGUGACCCAAAAAGAAAGAAAAUCUCAAAAAAAAAAAAAAAAAUACUUUCAUCAUCAUUGAACACUU
Messenger RNA from Cherax quadricarinatus, 2157 nucleotides. RefSeq lists its product as uncharacterized. Lineage: Eukaryota; Metazoa; Arthropoda; Malacostraca; Decapoda; Parastacidae. The record is from RefSeq and is a predicted model, not a curated record.